This is a messenger RNA of Leptonychotes weddellii (Weddell seal), 2844 nucleotides long. It is a transcript of the gene TATDN3, whose product is annotated as TatD DNase domain containing 3. NCBI's taxonomy places the organism in Eukaryota, Metazoa, Chordata, Mammalia, Carnivora, Phocidae. Gene Ontology annotation, molecular function: hydrolase activity, acting on ester bonds. The record is from RefSeq and is a predicted model, not a curated record.
GUGCAGCGACAGCGUUCCGGCUGAGGCUCGGCGGGAGAGUGGAGGGCGGCGGCGGCUGUGGCGAUGGGGGCGGUGGGCCUAGGGUUGGUGGACUGUCACUGCCACCUCUCGGCCCCGGACUUUGACAGCGAUCUGGAUGAUGUGUUGGAGAAAGCCAAGAAGGCCAAUGUCAUGGCUCUUGUGGUGGUUGCUGAACAUUCAGGAGAAUUUGAAAAGAUUAUGCAGCUUUCAGAAAGGUAUAAGGGGUUUGUCCUGCCGUGCUUGGGUGUUCACCCUGUUCAAGGAGUUUCACCAGGAGAUCAAAGAAGUGUCACAUUAAAGGAUUUGGAUGUAGCUUUGCCCAUUAUGGAGAAUUAUAAAGAUCAGUUGUUGGCAAUUGGAGAGGUGGGACUAGAUUUCUCCCCCAGAUUUGCUGGCACUGAUGAGCAGAAAGAAGAGCAACGACAAGUCCUAAUCCGACAGGUCCAGUUAGCCAAAAGAUUAAAUUUGCCUUUAAAUGUUCACUCACGCUCUGCUGGAAGACCCACCAUCAGCCUCUUGAAUGAGCAAGGUGCUGACAAAGUGCUCCUGCAUGCAUUUGAUGGCCGGCCAUCUGUAGCGAUGGAAGGAGUAAGAGCUGGGUACUUCUUCUCAAUUCCUCCUUCUAUCAUAAGAAGUGGACAGAAACAGAAACUUGUGAAACAGUUGCCUUUAACUUCAAUUUGCUUAGAAACAGAUUCACCUGCACUAGGACCAGAAAAACAGGUACGAAAUGAACCCCAAAACAUUUCCAUUUCAGCAGAAUAUAUUGCCCAGGUGAAGGGGAUCUCAGUAGAAGAAGUUAUAGAAGUGACAACACAGAAUUCAUUGAGGCUGUUUCCUAAGCUUCAGCAUCUGCUCCAGAAGUAGCUUCAAAACCAAAUGACAUAGGGGACAGCAUUUGAGAGAAAGAAAUGUUCUGAGUAGGAGUCUGAACUGAAGUGUGAGGCCAUUAUAUAAGGAUAUAGAAGAUUAUGAUUUUAGAGAAAUAUUUCUCCUAAAACCGGGCUUGGGUCCUGAAACCCUGGAUUCUGAUUCUACCUUGUGCUUCUUUAUAAUGAAUGGAGUCCUAGCAAGAGAUUGGGAAACACCACUGCUUCUUACCUUACACCAUUAAGUAGAACCCACCAUAUGACCUGAAACCAUUUCUUCUGGCAAGGGAGGCUCCCCCAGGUAAGACAUGAGCAGUAUUGGGACAGCUAACGUUUGAUCCUUCCCCACCACAGGAUUUAUCUAGUGGAAGGAGAUCAUCUUGUUUCUUACACUGUCAGAGAUCUCUUUUCUGGGUUUGUAAAAUUGAAUUGUUAGUACUUUGAAUUACUUCUUUUUAAGAGAAAAAUGUAUAGGUUUUUAUAUUGAUCAUAGAUUUUGACUUAUGAGGCCAGUGGUUUGUGCUAUCACCAUUAAGUGCCAAGCCCCAAAGUUUAGGUAAUAAACCGAGUUUAAGUUCCAGUCUGAAUAUUGUCACGUUUAAAAUGUACAUAGCUUUAUUAAAAUGUAUCUGACUAUUUUUGCAUACAGUGAUAUUUUAUAUUUUUAAGUUUUGAAAAUCUUGGCUGCAAAGAGUUCUGUGGAUGGAUGGUGGGUACAGUAGCACGAUAAUGUGAAUGUAUGUAAUGCCACUAACCUACACACCUGGUCGUUAUUAAAGUGGUAUUUUAUGUUAUGUCUCUUUUACCCCAAUUUUUAAAAAUCUCAUAUGUAGUUUACUAAACGUUGUGACCCAUACCAAAGCCUGCAUAUUUAAUUUUACUAAAUUAUACAAGCAGCAAAUACUGGGAAAAGUGCCUAUCAUAGAAAAAAAUGAAUUUCCUAAAAAGCUAAGUGAUUUUACAUAAUCUUUAGUAUUUUGAAAUUAAUUUAUUUAUAGAGGAAUCAAAACUAGUUCUAGGGCAGACUGUCCAAACCAAACUAGAUUAGCUAAGAAACCGAAGAGGGUACUUCAUGAGGCACUUGACCACCCAUCAGCAUCAUGAGAGAUGACAUUCCUACAUGUAGUGGGAGAUUCUAUUAAAAUCAGACUUCUGGCUCUCUUUCAACUCUAUUUCUUCCGCCUGUUUCCUACCCUUUCUGCCCACACUCCCUUUGUCAAACUCUCACCUUUAAAUCCUUUCAGAUCCAACUUAAAUGACUUCCCCUGGCUCCAUCACUCCAGCCACAUACAAUCCCUGCCCUCUGAAUUGUGUAGCUUUCUUCAUUUACUCAUCAAUUUAUUCGUUUCAUUUAUCACACAAACAGUUGUGGAGCCCCUCCAAUAGGUUUCCCACUAAUCUAGGUCCAUAGGCUACAGAGAGGAAUAAGACAUGGUCCUUGCCUUCAGUUCAAAAUGUAAUAAAGUGGACAAAUAAUUUCAAAACAAUGUGAGAAGUACUAUAAUAAAGGAGGAAUGAGGUUCUACAAAACCAGUCAGAUGACAUUUAACACACAUUCCUUUUUACUAGGGUUACCUUGUAUAUGUUUUUGUCUUUAGAAAUUACAGACCAUUUGAGAACAAACCAAUUUUAUUUUCUUUUUGCAUCUUCUCUGUGGUCUGAAACAAGGUUUGCAAUAUCAUAUGCUCUUACAUAUCUUUUAAAAUAAGCGAAUGGAGGUAGUAAGUCCAACUGACUGCAGCUGACAAGUUAGAUAUGUUCUCUUUCAAUCUGCUCUUUGAAAUGGAGAUUUAAUACUCUGUACCUUUUAACUGGUUCGGCUUUUGUUUUGUUUUGUUUUGUUUUGAGGUGCAUAUUUUUCAUCUCCAGCCUAUGAAUGUAUUAAAUGUUAUUCAAAGAUUUCCUAAUGUUAAACAUUCUGAAAAAUAGGAAUAAACUCUCAUGGUCCAGAAAA